Molecule: messenger RNA, 3225 nt
Organism: Pelmatolapia mariae (spotted tilapia)
Lineage: Eukaryota; Metazoa; Chordata; Actinopteri; Cichliformes; Cichlidae
Product: lamin-A
Exons: 14
Coding region: 449-2386 (645 amino acids)
Biological process (GO): nuclear envelope organization; heterochromatin formation; nuclear pore localization
Cellular component (GO): nuclear envelope; nuclear lamina
Molecular function (GO): structural constituent of cytoskeleton
Source: RefSeq, a predicted model, not a curated record
GUGGCUGCUGGCUCGGGUCGGCUCGACUCGGAGCUCCGCGGCUCUCCGAUUUGUUCAAAGGAAACGCGUCCCAGCGGAUGAUAUCGUGAUUAACCGGGACUGCCGACAUUUGGAAAGGUCACCCGUGAGCGCAGAGACAGGAGACGCGUUUUAAAGCGCUGCAGAAGAAAAGGCAGAAGAAGGCGAAGCGGUAGGUACAUGUGCAGUGAGCUUCGGCUACGAAAGCAGUCCAGGGCACGAGCCAAAGGAGCACACACCCACCAGCAGACAGCAUUCUUCAACAGAUCCGGGACUGCGAUCAUCUGAGGCACUGAAACCAGCAGAUAAACUUCCAGAAAGAUCCUGUGCUCGCACUUUUACACCCUUGAGCAGGCUGCAGUCAGAAGGCUCUCACACAGCUAAGCCAGUGACUCACCCAGUCUGCAUCUCUUGCUGAGCCAUUAUUACCAUGGAAACCCCGAGCCAAAAACGCACCAGCCGCAGCGCCGUCUCUCCGGCCCGCAUCACCAGGCUGCAGGAGAAGGAAGAGCUGUGCAACCUCAACGACCGGCUGGCCGUGUACAUCGACAAGGUGCGCUCCUUGGAGUCGGAGAACGCCGGGCUGCGGUUGCGCAUCAGCGAGUCUGAGUCCUCGGUCACCCGCGAUCUGUCGGGCAUCAAGACGGCCUAUGAGACGGAGCUGGCGGAUGCCCGCAAGACUCUCGACCAGGUGGCCAAGGAGCGAGCACGCCUGCAGCUGGAGCUCAGCAAGAUCAAGGAGGAGCACAAAGAGCUCAAAGCCAGGAACACCAAGAAGGAGUCUGACCUGGAGGCAGCUCUGGUCAGGUUGAGGGACCUAGAAGCCCUGCUCAACUCCAAAGAUGCUGCCCUCAGCACUGCCUUGGGGGAGAAGCGAACCCUGGAGGCAGAGGUGAAGGACCUCAAGGCCCAGCUGGCGAAGUUGGAAGUAAACUUGGCUGAUGCCAAGAGGCAGCUGCAGGAUGAGAUGCUGAGGAGAGUGGACGCCGAGAACCGCCUGCAGACCCUGAAGGAGGAGCUGGAGUUCCAGAAGAACAUCUACAACGAGGAGCUGCGUGAUUCCAAGCGUCGGUUUGAGUCCCGCAUGGUGGAGAUUGACAGCGGGCGGCAGCAGGAGUUCGACAGCAAGCUCGCCGAGGCUCUGAUUGACCUUAGAGCCCAGCACGAGGAGCAGGUCCGCCUCUACAAGGAGGAAAUCGAGAAGACCUACAACUCCAAGUUGGAAAAUGCCCGUCAGUCAGCUGACAGGAACAGCAACUUGGUGGGAGCUGCCCAUGAAGAGCUGCAGCAGACCCGGAUCCGAAUGGAGAGCCUGUCAGGCCAGCUGAGCAAGCUGCAGAAACAGCUGUCGGCAAGUGAGGCCAAGACGCGGGAGCUUGAGGAGGCUCUGACACGCGAGCGCGACCUGAUGAGGCGACGGCUGGAGGACAAAGAUCGGGAUAUCACUGAGAUCCGAGCCCGGAUGCAGCAGCAGCUGGAUGAGUACCAGGAGCUGCUGGACAUCAAACUGGCCCUGGACAUGGAGAUCAAUGCUUACAGGAAGCUGCUGGAGGGAGAGGAGGAGAGGCUGCGUCUGUCACCCAGUCCUCCACCCACAAAAGUCACGGUGUCGCGGACCUCUGGCUCAGGCCACUCCCAGACCACUCGGGUGCACCACUCCUCCUCCGCCGCUGCCUCCAGCAGCCGCAACUCCUCUGGGAUGAGCGUCUCAAAGAAGCGCCGCCUCAACGACAAUGACAGCGAGACCUCCAGCGUGACAGGAAACACUGUGACCAAGACUCGCAUCAGUCAGCAAGCCUCGGCCAGUGGACGCAUCACGGUGGACGAGGUUGAUAUGGAGGGAAGAUACAUCCGUCUCAGCAACAAGGCUGAUGAGGACCAAUCACUGGCCAAUUGGCAGGUGAAGAGACAGGUUGGGAAUUCAACCCCAAUCAUCUACAAGUUUCCCCACAAGUUCACUCUGAAGGCCGGCGGGACUGUGACUAUCUGGGCUGCAUCUGGUGGUGGAACCCACAACCCACCCACUGACCUGGUGUGGAAGAGCCAGAACUCUUGGGGUACUGGCGACCUGCUGCAGACCUCCCUCAUCAGUGCUAAUGGAGAGGAAAUGGCCAUGAGGAAAGUGACCCGCACCCUGUUCCAUGACGAUGAUGAAGAUGAUGACAUGGGAGCUCACAGCACAAGUGGCGCAGACAACGAGUACAACCUGCGCAGCCGCAAGGUGAUCUGCGACUCCUGCGGGCAGCCGAAGGAGCGCGGCGGUGGUUGCAGCAGUCUAGCUGAAGGCCUCCCAGGACAUUCCUACUUCAUGGGCACCAAUGAGCCCAGACAGGGCCGUAUGAAGCCGGAGAACUGCUCCAUCAUGUAAAAACCAGACAGCACCUCACCUGAACCCAGCACCUCCUGCAGCCCACAGGGGAGAAUGAUUUUUCUACCAUCGGGAUGUUUGUCUUUAUUUUUUUAUACGAUUGUGUCUUAUUUUGUAUUCAGAUUAUUCUGCGGGUUAGAUUUGCUUUGAGGUUUCGGCUGAGGGCGUAGGAUUUUCACAUAUAGCUUUCAAGUUUGUAUAUUCAGCUUAUUUUACUGCAUGUUUGCUGUUUGCUCGUGCUGUUCUCCGCUCUGCUUGCACACACACACACACGCACACACAGCUCCAGUGACCAGGGCUUGUGCUUCGAUCCGAGACGGGGUUUCACAUUUAAUGGCCAGGCUGUCAACACUCAACACGCACAGCUAGUGGACCCUAUCAGGAAAACAGCCGUACAGGCGAGAGGAGGAUGGAUCCUCUGGGGUUUGUUAAUCAUGUUUGUUUCCCAUCAAACAGAUCAAUUCUUUAUUUAAAGCCAAUGUUUACAACUAAAACAUUUUUUGGAGCAGUAUUGUGCUAUAUUUAUGGAUAAAAUAUUGUAGGAAAAGUCUCCAGAGAAAGCCAAAGCGAUGUAAGCUCAGGUUUUUUUGUUUGUUUUUUUCACCUUAGCCUUAAACAAACGGGGUGUUGAUAUGUUUUCUAUGUGAUGCUGUCGGGCAGCUGUGGUGCACACAGAGAAAAUAAGUAUUUGAGAUGAAUAUAUGUACACGGCUCGCUCCCCAACGAAUGUAUUCAUUAUGUUUUUGGAAUGUUUAAAGAAAUAAGGGAAUUAUUGGGUAAUGUGUCUGGUUAAGUCCUUCUUGGCUUUGAAUGUGUUUAAUCAUGAUGGGAGAGAUUUA